CUUUUCAUUCGCGCUCAAGGCGUCGAGCCAUCGACCGCUGCGUAGCGUUGCGAGGUUUUUGACGUAUCCGUACCGCUGUUGUCUAUGGGAGUGGAGUUGAAGUGCUGCUUGUCGUAUUGGAUUUGUGUGAAAUUAUUGUAUGUCCAGUGAUUAAGAGAAUUCAUAACACUUUUCGCAUGUUAUUAAAUAAAACAAUCGAUUGAAUAUGGCGUUGGAGGGUGUAAAAAGUGAAAAAAGUGAGGAAAACAACGGCAAUGUACCAGACGGCAAGGCGAAUGGUAUCGACAACAAAAGUAAACAGAUAGACCCAAACACAGCGUUCCUCCGAGCGGCGCGCGCCGGCCAGCUGGACACAGUGGUCGAGCUGCUCGACUCCGGCGCAGUCACAGACAUCAACACAUGUAACUCGAAUGGACUGAACGCGUUACACCUUGCAGCAAAAGAUGGUCACAUAGCGGUGGUCGAGGACCUAUUAAAACGAGGCGCCAUAGUCGACGCUGCUACCAAAAAAGGCAACACAGCACUUCACAUAGCAUGUCUCGCGGGACAAGAGGCAGUGGCGCGGGCGCUGCUAGCGGCGGGGGCGAAGGCCGACGCGCAAUCCGCCGCCGGCUUCACCCCCCUCUACAUGGCGGCACAAGAGAACCACGCUGGCUGCGUCAAAAUGCUGCUGGCGGCGGGCGCGAGUCAGACUUUGGCUACAGAGGACGGCUUCACACCUCUAGCUGUGGCGAUGCAGCAAGGCCACGACCGCGUAGUGGCUGAACUGUUGGAGUCGGACACGAGGGGCAAGGUUCGAUUGCCGGCGCUACACAUCGCCGCCAAGAAGAAUGACGUCAAAGCUGCCACGUUGCUGCUAGAGAACGAACACAACCCAGACGCGUGCUCGAAAUCAGGGUUCACUCCGCUACACAUAGCGGCUCACUACGGCAACGUGGGCGUAGCUAAGGCGCUGUUAUCGGCGGGGGCCGACCCGGGGAGGGCGGCCAAACACAACAUCACGCCGCUACACGUGGCCAGCAAAUGGGGGCAACUGUCUAUGGUCGACUUACUUGUGGAACAUGGGGCUAACAUAGCAGCCGUGACCCGGGACGGCCUCACGCCGCUGCACUGCGCCGCCCGCUCCGGGCACAGCAACGUGGUCUGCCGGCUGCUGCAGCACGGCGCGCCCAUCGCCAGCAAGACCAAGAACGGUCUCACCCCUCUCCACAUGUCCGUGCAAGGCGAACACGUGGAGACGGCAAAAGUUCUGCUGUCAGAGGGCGCGCCGAUCGAUGACGUCACAGUUGAUUACCUCACAGCGUUGCACGUCGCCGCUCAUUGCGGGCAUGUCAAGGUAGCAAAAUUAUUACUGGACAGAAAUGCUGACGCUAACGCGCGAGCACUUAACGGGUUCACACCCCUACAUAUCGCGUGCAAGAAGAACAGGCUCAAAGUUGUGGAGUUGUUGCUCAAAUAUGGCGCUAGCAAAUCUGCAACAACCGAGUCGGGGCUGACCCCCCUCCACGUGGCCUCGUUCAUGGGCUGCAUGAACAUCGCGCUGGUGCUGCUCGGCGCCGGCGCAGAGGCGGACGCGGCCACCGCCCGCGGCGAGACGCCGCUGCACCUGGCCGCCAGGGCUCACCAGACUGACCUCGUGCGGGUCCUGCUGAGGAACAACGCUAAGGUGGAGGCGCGCGCCCGCGAGGAGCAGACGCCGCUGCACGUGGCGGCGCGGCUGGGGCACGCCGACAUCGGCGCGCUGCUGCUGCAGCACGGCGCCGACGUCGCCGCCGCCACCAAGGACCACUACACCCCGCUGCACAUCGCCGCUAAAGAAGGCAAAGAAGAAGUAGCGUCAAUCCUCCUCGACCACAACGCGCCCAUUGAGGCCGAAACGCGUAAAGGUUUCACUCCACUUCACCUAGCUGCUAAAUACGGCGAUAUCGGCGUCGCUCGGCUGCUCCUAGCGCGGGGAGCGCAACCCGACGCUCCGGGAAAGAGUCACAUCACGCCGCUACACAUGGCCACGUAUUACGGACAUCCGGAUAUAGCGUUGCUUUUGCUGGACAAAGGUGCGUCUCCACACUCGCUGGCGAAGAACGGCCACUCGGCGCUACACAUCGCGUGCCGACACAACCAUCCAGACAUCGCCUUCGCACUACUUGAACAUGACGCAGAUCCUAGCGUGAAAUCUAAGGCAGGGUUCACUCCGCUCCACAUGGCGGCUCAAGAGGGCCACGAGGACUGUGUGGAGAUGCUGAUUGAACGAGGGGCUGACGUCAACGUGCCAGCUAACAACGGUCUCACCCCAGUCCACUUGGCAGCCUCCGAAGGUCGCACAGCAGUUCUGAAGUCUCUCCUCUCAGCUGGGGGUCAAUGCAGUGCCCGAACUAGAGACGGGUACACCCCCCUCCACGCGGCCGCCCACCACGGGCACCACGCCGCUGCGAAGACUCUCAUCGAAGCUCAGGCCGACGUCGACGCCAGAGCUGCUCAUGGGUUCACUCCUCUCCACCAGGCGGCGCAACAAGGUCACACGCUGAUCAUCCAACUGCUUCUGAAGAGUAGUGCCGACCCUAAUGCCGUAUCUUUGAAUGGGCAAACAGCGUGUGCCAUCGCUGACCGCCUGGGCUACAUCAGCGCUGUGGAGGCGCUGCGCCCCGUCACUGAAAACACGUUGAGUCAAGCCGUAGGCGACACUGGUGGAGCGGAGGGCAAGUACCGGGUGGCGGCGCCCGAGCUCAUGCAGGACACCUUCAUGAGCGACUCAGAAGACGAAGGAGGUGAAGUGGAGUGUCCGAUCCAGCAGCAGCAGCAGUACCGCUACAUGAACAGCGAGGCGGGGACCCUGCAGCGGGCCAAGCCGCUGGAGGAGAGCGUCACCGACGGCCACCUGUGGCCCAGCAACAAUGACAGCAAGCGGGCCACCAUUGACCGGCAGCCGCUCGACAUCGGAUUCCUGGUGUCAUUCGUGGUUGACGCGCGAGGCGGCGCGAUGAAAGCGAAGAGACGAGGGGGAGUGAGAAUCAUAGUGCCGCCCGCCGCCUGCUCGGCGCCUACCAGGGUCACGUGUCGAGCCGCCACACGUCGGGCGCCGGCCGCCGCCCCGCCUCCGCUGAUGGAAGGCGAAGCCCUGGCAUCCAGACUGUUAGAGCUGCAGCCGCAAGGUGCCAAGUUCUUGGCGCCAGUGAUAAUCGAGGUGCCGAUCUUCACGGCGCCGUGCAAGGAGCGGGAGAUCGUCAUCUUGAGGUCGGACACCGGCGAGACGUGGCAGGACCACUACCUGCAUAAUAAUGACAAUCCCUUGAUACAGGAAGCCCUACAAAGAGAGCGUCAAGAACACGGCACCUCCGGCGAAACUAUAGGCGAGAAUGGCGAGAGAGUGACUCGCAUCAUCUCGUGCGACUUCCCCCACUACCUCGCCGUGGUGUCGCGGAUUCGACAGGAAGUGCACAUCAUUGGCCCAGAGGGCGGCACUGUGUCCAGUGCCCACAUUCCACAAGUGCAAGCUCUAUUCCCCCCCGCGGCCCUCACGAAGCGCAUCCGCGUGGGGCUCCAAGCGCACGGGGCGGCGCCCGAGCUGACGCGGCGCCUGCUGCCGCGCCACGCCGCAGUGUCGCCUGUCAUCACGGUGGAGCCCCGCCGCAGGAAGUUCCAUCGCUCCAUCACACUUACCGCUCCGCUGCCCAGAGAGGGCGCCGGUCAGGAGAAGUCGACGGCCAACCUGCGGCUGCUGUGCUCCAUCAUGGGCGGGCAGGCGCGCGCCGUGUGGGAGGACGUGACGGGCUCCACGCCGCUCACCCUGGCCGGCGACUGCGCCUCCUUCACCACCACCGUCUCCGCCAGAUUUUGGCUGAUGAAUUGUCAAAACGUCAGCGACGCCACAAAACUGGCCACAGAACUAUACAGAGACAUGCUCCUGGUGCCGUUCGAGGCGCGCAUCGUGGUGCUGGGCAAGCGGCUGGACGCGCUGGAGGGCCGCCUGCUGCUGCUCUACGUCACCGACCGCCGCGCCUGCGACUCGCUGCUGCACCAGGAGCACUACACGGAAGUGGCGCAGUCGACGGCGGUGCGCCUCCUGGACGGCAAGCAGGUGUUCCUGGAGUUCUCCGGGAACCUGGUGCCCGUCACCAAGUCCGGCAGCCAGCCCAUGUUCACCUUCGAGGCAUUCAAAGACAACCGCGUAGAGUUCACGGUGCGGGUGAAGCAUCACGAAGAGACCCCUUCGGGCAGGAUUUACUUCAUGAACGAACCCAAGGCGCCGCGCGGCGAGCAGGCGGGCAGCCCGCAGUGCGUGCUGGACGUGUGUCUGCCGGCCAGCGUGGCGCCCCGCGCCGGCAAGAGCCAGCUGGACUGCCUCAACCUGGACCAGUCCGGCUUCGACGCCCUGAAGGACGAGCUGAGCUUCCACUGGGGCGACCCCAACCACAGCCUGGGGCCUGGUUCCCUGCCCUAUCACAACGACAAACCGGUCAACGGACACGACAAGAUUAUCACCAAUGGCGACGUGAAGAACCCCACGAAGGACAGCGACGACAAAGAUCCAAAGACGCAAGUCAAUGGCGGCACAUUACACGUAGACUCGAACAAGACAAAGGCAACUUUCGAUUCAGAUGAAGAUAAAACACCUAUGAAUACCCUAGAAAAGGGAGACAAGGGUAAAAAGAAACCCGAAGGAGGCUUCCUUGGAGGCCUCGCCGGUAAAGUUAAAAAUGUAUUCGGCCACAGCGACGAUAAAGACGAAGAGAAAGAGUCCUCUCCCAAACCUCAGCCGAAACCCAGAGAAUCCAAAGAAUCCAAGGAAAAGAGCCCGCCUAAACCAGCCCCAAGAAUUAUCAAUGAAGAUCUCCUUGACAAAGUCGAAGAUAUGUUCAAAGAUCUAAAAACAAAACCGCAUCAGAAAGACGAAGAAGAACUUCAAAACGAGGUUUAUUCCACGAAACUAGUAGUCGACGAAGACAACAUAAAGCCUUCCAAAGAAAUCGAGGAACACAUCUAUGAACAAUAUGCUAAUAUGCAGCCAGUUGACACGCCCCUCCAUAACAAGGUUUCAGACCCAUUCCAGUACCCAAAAUGUUGUGAUAAGAAAUACAAACAUGCCCACGACGAAACUUCAAACUUAGAAGAUAUCAUAGAACAGACCAAAUUCGCUGCUCAUGAGAGGCUUGAAGAUGUCAGUGACAAAGUGCAAAACAAUGUUCAGGAUGGUCUAGCUAAAGUGGAAGAAGGAGUGAAAGAUGUAGAACAAAAAAGCACUGAAAUAAAAGAAGACGUUAUCGAAAAAGUUGACAAAGCAAAAGGAUCUUUGAAAGAAAAGAAACAAAAAUUAGAGUCCCAGGCCCAAGAACAAUUGGAUGAUGUAAAUAGGACCGCAAAUACGGUACAAGAUAAUAUUAACGAUAAAAUUUCCGAUGUGAAGUCCAACGUGUCCGAUGAAGUUGGCAAUUUCAAGUCUUCCACGAAAGCAGGAGUAGAUCAUUUAGUACAUACAGCCAGUGGAGUUACCACUAACAUUACCGAUAAAGCCCAUGAAUUGGAUUUCGCUGCGCGAGAAAGAGCAGAACAGUUAAAAGAAUAUGGUCAUGAUCAAUUUGUUUCUUUUGGACAUUCGGUAGAGAAUGCAACGGAUGACUUCAAAACAAAGGCAAAAGGCGUCGGAAAUGAUCUCAAAAAUAAAGCCCAAGAUGGUGCCGAUGCUGUUGCUGAAUCUUUACAUAAAGUGCAAGAUGACCUGAAUCACAAAGCACAUGAUGCGAAAGAAACAGUAAAAGAAACUGCAGAAAAUAUUAAAGAAUCUACGAACGAGAAACUACAUGAUCUUAGUGAUUCUUUUGACAAUGCCAAAGCGAAAGCAGGUCACGUUGCUGCGGAUCUCAAAUCGAAACCAGAAGAUGCAAAAGAUGAUGUUAAAUCAGAAAUAAAAAAGAAAUCCAAAAAAGGAAAGAACUUCUUUACUGGUCUUGUAGACAAUAUAUUUGGCGAGAAAGACAAAUUAGAAGAUGAAGUAAAAGGAAAAAUUGCUGAACGCAAAGAGUCUGCUAAUGAUUUAAUAGAGCAAGUUUCAUCUAAGAAAGAUGAAAUGGAAGAAGACAUCGCGAAAAAGAAAACUGAAAUUAAAGAUGGCGCUGAACAAUUAGCUAAAGACGCGGAAGCUAAAAAAGAAACAGCAAAAAACGCUAUUAAAAACAAAACCAAUGAAGUCAAAACAUCUUUUCAAGAUAAAACGAAUGAAUUAAAGACCGCUGUAGAAGAUAAAGCACAUGAACUAAAAUCAGCAGUUCAAGUUAAGGCCGAUGAGGUUACGAAUGCUGUACAAAAUAAAAAGGAUGAAAUGGCAACAGCCAUUCACGACAAGGCGGGCGAAGUAAAAGAAUCCCUUGUAGAAGUCAAAGACGCCAUUCACAGUAAAAAAGAUGAAUUUGAAAAUGCUGUACACGACAAAUUUGACGAAGCCAAGAGUAAGAAAGAUGAAGUUUUGAGUUCCAUUCAGAAUAAAACUGAUGAAAUUGGUCAGGCGGUGCAUGACAAGAAAGAUGAAAUUGCAAACACGUUAAGCCAUAAAAAAGAAGAAUGGGAAUCAGCUGUUCACGAGAAGACAAAUGACGCUAUUUCAGCAGUUGAAAACAAAAAGGAUGAGUUAAAGUCAUCUAUUCAAUCCAAAAAAGAAGACGCCGCGACUGAACUGGACAGAAUAAGACAAGAAGCUGAACAUACCACCGAACAAAUUAAAAAAUCAGCAGAAGACGCAAUAAACAAAGGCAAAGACAAUUACGAUGAAAUCCAAAGGGCAGCCAGCGAUAAAGCGAAUGACCUACAUAAGUCUUCAAAGCAGGCGUUCGAUCACGUUCAAGACGCAACCUUGAGUACUUUCGAUAAGGUCGAAAGUUCAGCCAAGGACAAAGUGAACGACGUUAAGGACACGUGGGAAGACUUGCAGAGUUCGACGCGGGACACUUACGCCGAUUUCAAAGACGACGUUCACGGCUUAGAAAGUUCCGCACAGGAUACCUUGCAUAGUUUUCAGAGUUCCACUGGCAAUACAUUCGACAGCCUAGAUGAUUCUGCUAAAGAAAUGUUCGGUGGUGCCCAUAAUGUUGCCAGUAACGUCGACGCGAGUUCUAAGGACUUGUUCGGGGAUGUGAAGAAUGAAUUUGAAGGGUUCCAAGUAUCGGCUGAUAAUAAGUUAGAGGAUGUGAAGGGCGAGGCGAAGGAGAGGCUGGAAGAGGCGGGGGAGAGGCUGUCGGAGGCGGGAAGAGGCGCGGCGGAGGCGGCGCGGGAGGCUGAACAGAGUGUAUCCGACGCAGUCAAUACGGAGGCCGAUAGAUUCGCGAGCAAUUUGAAUGAUUUGGGCAAUUCCGUCUUCGGUUCUUCAGGCAAAGGUUUUAUGAAGGACUCGAGCGCCAAAUUAUUGGAAUCUGAGAAAUCGCAGUCAUCGCCCUCGCCGCACAAGAAGGGAUCUGGUUUUUUCUCCAAAUUGCGACGUAAAACGUGAACGUAAAGCCGCUACAAGAAUGCGUCGCUUCAAAUUAUCUACGUUAAUAAGAGUAGAAUUACCAUAAUUUUAAAUAUUAUUGGUUAUUGAUAGUCUGGUAGACGGAUAAGGUUGGAUAGGACUAAAAAAUGUCCGUAAUUGUUUGAUAUGCAUGCAUUUCAAAACUGCAAAAGUUCAAUUUGUUAUUUAUAAAAUAAUACGAAUGCAACGGUUUUAUCUUUUUUUAUGUACAAAUAUAAGUUGUUUAAAAAUAUAGUAUUUAAUUGUUUAAAUUGCAUUAACUUAUUGUGACGAUAAGAUUACACCUCGUGGUAUUGCAUGUUGUAUUGUCUGUUAUUGUGUCAUGUUUAUAAGCAGAGUACUAACAUUGUUACACGUUAUGAGAACAUUUUAUGGGAUGGUGUGCUGUUUGUGUGUUAAAACCGUUACUGUAAGUAACCGUGGUGCAAAUUGUAAAAACUUCACAUGCCAUUUUAUUUUCAAAAAGUACACUUUAAAUACAAAUAUUGUAUCAUUUAGUUCAUUGAUAAAUAUUGAAACAAAACUAUGGAAAAAUUAUAUUCCGCUUAGAUUGAGAUGCGAUGAGAUUAUUUCCUUUUCACACUUUUUAAGGAUUUGGCACCUAUUCUGAAGUAAUAUAGACUGUCGUUGAAUGGUCGUAGAGGUGCUUCUAACAGUGAUUACUCUUUUAAAUACCACUUAUAUAAUACAACUAAAACCUAGCAAUAGGUGCCUACAGCAAAAUUAGUGAAUUUCCCAAUUAUGCCUUGGUUCUGGAGACCUGUCGGGAUGACUGUAAUAAAUAUGUAUGUCCUAGGAAAAAUUACAAAUUGUAAGCGAUUUCUACUUGCCAAGUAAUAACCAAUAUAUAGUAUAAUAAACUAAAUUCAAGUUUUUUAACCAAGUCGUAGUUUAAUUGGGUUAAUUAAUAUUUUAUUUUUUAACAUAACACCUUUUUUCCUAGUUGUUAACGCUAGACGGCUGUUGUUUCGACAUACAAUGAAGCUAGGUCAACAGUUUUUGCCAUACUCGUAGGAAAGAGCGAGUAGCAACCUAGAAUGUAUUUGAUUAAUAAAAAAUAGACCUAUUGUGCUCAUUUAGGUAUUAGGUUUUAAUCAAACUUAAUUCUAGAUAUUGAGAAAAACUAUUCUAGACCAUCAAUGAAAGAAGUUUUGAAAAAAAAAGCUCUUAAUACUUUUUUGUCUUGGUAUGUACGUGGGUGCAGCGAGUUACCUUGGCUAUUUAUAUAAAGGAUAAAUAUACUGGAAAGUAAUAUUUAGGCAUUGAUUCUUGACACAUACUAACCUAAUUAUAAUCUACUUGCACCAAAUAUAAGUAAGCGUUACAAUUUAUAGUAUAAUCGCUAUUAAUUUAAAUGUUACGCCAUGUUGUUUCAAAAGUUAAAUGUCUAGAUCGUGUAUGUUAAUUUUAAAAAUGUGUAAAUUUUGAUUUUCAUUGCAAAAGUUCUAUUAAAAUGUAUUUUAAAACUAAAAAAGUAAUGAAAACAUAUAUUUAAAAAAAACAAACUGUUUUUUAAAUACUAUGUUCAAAAAUUAUUCAUGUUUGAAUGAACACGUACGGACAUGAUAAACCUACUUUCAUUCUGGAGAACUGUGAUGCCAAAAUAGAACUACGUGUAAUGUUAAAUAACUUUUGUUAAUUUAUUGAUAGAGUCUAUGUUUGCUCUAUUUAUUGCUUUUAGCGAGUAAUAAAUAAACUUUUCAAGAUUGA
Molecule: messenger RNA, 9205 nt
Organism: Amyelois transitella
Lineage: Eukaryota; Metazoa; Arthropoda; Insecta; Lepidoptera; Pyralidae
Product: ankyrin-3
Exons: 35
Coding region: 206-7474 (2422 amino acids)
Biological process (GO): lipoprotein metabolic process; lipid transport; neuronal action potential
Cellular component (GO): extracellular region; axon initial segment; synapse
Molecular function (GO): lipid binding; transmembrane transporter binding
Source: RefSeq, a predicted model, not a curated record